Cyprinodon variegatus (sheepshead minnow) is the source of this 1463-nucleotide messenger RNA. RefSeq names its product cyclin A1 (gene ccna1). The coding region runs from base 1 to 1224 and encodes 407 amino acids. The record is from RefSeq and is a predicted model, not a curated record. Lineage: Eukaryota; Metazoa; Chordata; Actinopteri; Cyprinodontiformes; Cyprinodontidae. Gene Ontology annotation, cellular component: cyclin A2-CDK2 complex; cytoplasm; nucleus. Gene Ontology annotation, molecular function: cyclin-dependent protein serine/threonine kinase regulator activity. The transcript is spliced from 8 exons. Gene Ontology annotation, biological process: regulation of cyclin-dependent protein serine/threonine kinase activity; mitotic cell cycle phase transition.
AUGAAUUGCAGCACAAGCACCCAUCGUGGUAGUCCCACCCACAAGGAAAAUAUUCCACCAUUAACCAAAGCAGAUGCUUUUCAGCACCAGAGGACCAAACAGCGCACAGUGCUCGGGGUGUUGCCAGAAAAUGAGCUGCGUGGACGGUCGCUCAGCCAGGGAAGCCAGUUUUCCAAACACAGUUCUGUUUUGGACAGCUCGCAGCUUAACUUUCUGGGCUGCACCUCUAGUUCCAGCUAUGAAGUAUAUGUUGAGGAGGCCUGUGAAGUUGUUCUGGCUGCUUCAGGUCAGGAAGUUGUUUCAGAUAGUUGUGACCUUGAGUCUGAUACCAAAUCCCUGCAGGAUGAACACGUGCGGCUCCUGAUGGAGUUUAGUUCAAGUGCUUGGCUGGAUGCUUCUAUGCAUGCUGAACCAGAGGAACCUGAGGUGUCAGGGGAUACCUUCUGUUUUGAUUAUGCAGACGAUAUUUACAAGAACUUAAGGGAGAUUGAGAAGAGGUUUAGGGCAAAGCCAGGCCACUUGGAGAGACAUCCAGAGAUCACCGAUGGUAUGCGGGUCAUUCUGGUGGACUGGCUGGUGGAGGUUGUGGAGGAAUACAAGCUUAGUUGUGAAACUCUGCACCUAGCUGUAAACUACCUGGACCGGUUUCUGUCCAGCACAGCAUUUAUCAGGAGGAGCAAGUUGCAGCUGGCUGGAACAGUUGCAUUACUGGUUGCCGCGAAAUACGAGGAGACAUUUCCUCCUGAGCUGAAUGAGUUUGUGUACAUCACAGACUGCACCUACACCAAGAAACAGCUGCUCCGGAUGGAAAGCCUUUUGCUGAAGGUGCUUGACUUCAAUUUGGCAGCACCCACCACCAACCAGUUCCUUCGCCUGUUCAUGUCGGUCCACUCUGUCUGUUCAACCACAGAGAACCUCGCUCUGUAUAUUGCAGAGCUAAGCCUACAAGAGGCUGAUCCCUUCCUGCGAUACACCCCAUCCAUACUGGCAGCUGGAGCCUACUGCUUAGCUACCUACACUGUGAGCAAAUCUUACUGGCCUGGUUCUUUAGUUGCCUUUUCUGGGUAUACCAUGGAGGAAAUCAUUCCCUGCCUGAGUUAUCUUCACAAGUUGUACAUCAGUGCAGAGAGUUGGCAGCAGCAAGCGAUCAGGGACAAGUACAAAUCUACAAAGUUUUGUCGUGUUUCAGGCAUCCCCCCGCCUGCUGCUUUGACUCUCCUAUGAUUUGAUCUCUUCACCACUCUAAUCCUCCCAAAAGAACCUAGUUACUUACCAGCACAGUAUAAACAAAGCUAACACUGCUUUAAGUCUUCUUUACCAGACUUGAAGAAGGCAUAAAGCAGGUACCUGUAUGUAGACUCAGUUAUUUUUAGCUUUUUCUUCAAACAAUACAUAGUUACGUUGAAACUGUUUAGAUAGCACAGUUAAUUAUUGAAUCUCCUUCAAGAUGUACAUGGAUGUAA